AUGUGGCAUCGAGCCUUCUCUACUUCUUUAAGUCGAAGUGUUCUCAAGAAACCACAGUUCGAUGUUAAAUCAAUCUUAGCUAACAUUGAAGGUUAUGAAAGAUCCAUCAGGGCAAGACAACUCCACUCGACCGAUACUUUACUCAGUCAACUAUCAAUUCUACCAGGAAAAUAUGAUGAAAUGAGACAUUUAAAUGAUGAAAUAGCAAAGGUUCAAAUUGAAAGGAAAAAGAUUGAAUCAUUAAUCAAACAGGAUAGAUCACAAAUGGUUAGUAAGAAAGCAGAUUUGAAACAAUUGAAAGAACAGUCUCAAAAGUUAACAAACUCUUUAACACUUCUCAAAUCAUCCAUAACAGAAACAUGCUCCCUGUUACCUAACCUCACUGCAAAUGACGUUCCGUUAACAGAACCUGAAAUAGUUCAUUGGAUAAACCCUCGGACUAGUUAUGAUGCAGACCCAACAUUAUCACACGUUGAAAUCAUGACUAAAAAAAAUAUGCUUGAUUUAAGAAGAGCAGCAACGGUGUCAGGAACAUCAUGGUACUAUCUUUUAAAUGAAGGUGCGGAGUUAGAAAUGGCCUUGGUUAGAUACGCUAUUGAUAAAGUUAAGGGAUCCGGGUUUCAAGUGGCAAUCCCUCCCAGUAUAACUAGAUUGGAUAUAAUUGAUUCUUGUGGAUUUAGACCCAGAGAUAUGAAUGACGAGAGGCAAAUUUAUAAGUUGGAUGGUGAAGAAAGAGGAUUGGUAGCAACCGCAGAAAUUUCACUGGCUGGACUAGGCUAUGAUGAAGAGUUAAAUUUAAAUGAGUAUGAGGGAGGAAUUAAAAAAAUGGUCGGCUGUAAUAGAAGUUAUAGGGCAGAAGCAGGAGCAAGAGGAAAGGAUACAAAGGGUCUAUAUCGUGUCCAUGAAUUCACAAAAGUGGAGAUGUUUUGUUGGUGCAAACCUGCAGACAGUGCCGCUGUAUUGGAAGAAUUAAGAGACUUGCAAAUAGAUAUCGUGUCGUCGUUAGGACUUUCUGCCAAAGUCAUGAACAUGCCUGCCAAUGAUCUAGGGAACCCUGCUUUAAAGAAGUAUGAUAUUGAGGCUUGGAUGCCUGGGAGGGGCUCAUUUGGUGAGAUUAGCAGUACAUCCAAUUGUACUGACUUUCAAAGUAGAAGAUUAAACACAAGGUAUAGGAAUACAGACGGAAAGCUAGAAUUUGUACAUACUUUAAAUGGUACUGCCAUGGCGGUUCCCAGAAUUAUUUUGGCGCUAGUGGAAAACUUCUAUGACAAAACAACUCAUCAAAUACAUCUACCACAAGCAUUAUGGUCAUAUAUGGGGGGCAAGAAACAUAUUUAA
Naumovozyma castellii is the source of this 1338-nucleotide messenger RNA. RefSeq names its product putative serine--tRNA ligase DIA4 (gene DIA4). The transcript has a single exon. Lineage: Eukaryota; Fungi; Ascomycota; Saccharomycetes; Saccharomycetales; Saccharomycetaceae. Bases 1 to 1338 code for a protein of 445 amino acids. The record is from RefSeq and is a predicted model, not a curated record.